This is a messenger RNA of Tribolium castaneum (red flour beetle), 7645 nucleotides long. RefSeq names its product titin. The record is from RefSeq and is a predicted model, not a curated record. The coding region runs from base 61 to 6840 and encodes 2259 amino acids. NCBI's taxonomy places the organism in Eukaryota, Metazoa, Arthropoda, Insecta, Coleoptera, Tenebrionidae. Gene Ontology annotation, biological process: activation of GTPase activity. The transcript is spliced from 11 exons. Gene Ontology annotation, molecular function: guanyl-nucleotide exchange factor activity.
UCAUGUCAAAAUUUUUGCGUUAAAAAUGGUCUAAUUUUCGAAACCCCCUCAAAAUUCACAAUGGAGAAUCUCACCGAUUUUGAUUUCUACUUGAAAUUCACAAAGCCGCUUGUCUUGAAUUUGCCCAAGAUCGACGAUCGGGUCUUGGCCGCGGCUUGGGUCAAAAAACUGAAAGGGGACUCUGGGACAGACGAUAAUGUUAAAUUGGAUUAUCUGAAAUUGCUGUUGUUUGUUUUACAAAGGAAAAGACUUGCUCCUCCAUUCACGGAGCAUCCGAAUUCGGUGCAAACACUCGAGAAGUUUCCACAAAAUCAAACCUUGGUGGACGUGGCGAAGAAAAUUAUUGAAGGAGAACAAGCCGAAAACCGGGAGAAAUUCCGAAAACGUCGCCUCGGCCAAUCCGGGGAUUACCCCCCUUACAUUUCCGACUUUUCAGCCGACUUACUCGAAUAUGUGGCGGUUCAAAACAUCGAAAAUUUUGGCACUCAUGCUUACUAUGCCAUCUCCAAACUCCCGCUUCAAACGUGGUACCGCGUCGAUAAACAGCUACUGCCAAAAGCUGCUAAAAGCAUGCUGGAAGUCAGCACUCCUCCCCCAACCCUGACCGCCAUCCAAUCCACCCCAGAAUUAGCCGAAAAACCACCAGGAGAACCACCAACAACCUCAGAACCCACCACAGAACCUCCCUCCGAACCCGAACCCCCAAAAGAAGAACCUACUCCCAAAAAGAAAAAAGAACCCAAACGGUCAGCACUAGGCGCCACACCUCCAUCCCGCCCCAUCGGCAAAUUAUCCCCGCCCCCCGAAGACCGCGAACCGCCCAGUUGGGGUUCCAAUCUCCUCGAAGCCAAAUUCCUUGAAGGAGAGGUGGAGGAAAAAUUGGCUCCGCCUUCGGAAGAAACCUUCCAACCGGCGGCCUCGUCCACCAUGGCCUCAGUCCAAACACUUUACACCCAACCCAAGAAACCGCCCAAAAAACCCUUCCCUAAAGCCCGGCCCACUCGAGCGUCACUAUUGGCGCAAAAGAAGAAACAGGCGGAGCCUCCAGCCCCACCCCCGAAGAAAAAAAAGAGCAAAUCGAAGAUUGGAAAGCCGAAAAUUUCGGUGCCUGAAGUGAUUGAAGAGGAGGAGCCUCCUAAAAAACCCUCCAAAGGGAUCAAGGGUAGGAAAAAGGUGGUCAAGGAAGACAGUGAUUUGGAGGAUUUCGUUCCGGAAACCGAUGCAUUUUUGGACGAGUACGACGCCAUGCUUAAGCAGAUGGAAGCCGAAGCCUUGGCGGACUUGGAAGGUUUUAUGGAGGAACAUCCGGAGGCGGAACUGAUUCCAGAUGACCAACUCCCUUCGUUUGAGGAGGAUACCAUGGCCGCCCAUUUGGCGGCUAUGGAGCAGGAAGCUAUGGACGACUUGCAGCAAUUCGAGCGGGAACAUGACCUGCUUCCUGGUGAUUUAUCUCCAGUGAAACCAAUGGUUGAAUCUCCGAAAGCUGCGCCUUCGGCGAAGAAACCCAGGCGAAUUCAGCCGCCAAAAACCUUGAGGAGGCCUCCGGCGGUUCCCCCCAGGGAACCGACUCCGCCUCGUCGGUCUCCGACACCGUCCCCCCAGCGGCGGUCUCCGACACCGUCCCCUCAGCGGCGGUCUCCGACACCGUCACCUCAGCGUCGGUCUCCGACACCUUCGCCCUCUUAUAAAUCUCCGACACCGUCUUGGGCGGCCUCGCUUUCGCCUCAUCCGUCUGAGGUGGCGGAGCUUUCAGUAGAGGAGGAGGAACCAGAAGAUGUUGUCGAUUCAUAUAUUGCCGAAUAUGACGCAAUGCUCGAUGAAUGGGAAGCCGAAGCCAAGAAGGACUUGGACGACUUCAUGGCCGAGAACCCAGAGUUGGAGAUGAUUCCCGACGACCAAAUCCCUUCGUUUGAUGAGGAUUUGGCGGAUUUGGAAGCCGAUGUAAUGGAUACGUCAAUGUCGGGAAUCGCAAAAAGCUCACUCUCACCUCUGCCAAAGGCGCACGACGUGUCAGUCGACCCCGACGCUUCCAUCCAUAUCUCGCCUGAAGCUCGCGAGAUUUACGAAAGUUUGAUGGAAGGUGCGGGAGUUGAUGGGUCUCCAUGUCCCAUCAGACACCCAACACCACGUUUGACCCAUGAAGAACAGAAAGCACCACAAGAAGAAGUAGUAGAAGAGAGAGCAGAAAGUCCAAAAGCUCGCUCACCAUUGCCGGAACCUGCAACCACGAAAGCAUCGCCAGGCCACAAAGGCAAAGACCCACGAGUCGUUGGUGCUUUCAACGAAAUGUUGAAGAAGACGCGUCAGUUGAGUCCCACCGUCGAAGACGAACACUACGAGCUAAUGGAACGAAUGAUCGAAGAAGAUAUGCGGCGAUCUGGUAUUGACCCAUCUGCCAAGGAAAAAGCCGUACCAUUCCCGCCUGAGCAACGCCGAGCGCAACGCAAAACAUUCCUGGACUUCCACCACAAAGCCGACGCACAACUGGAAGCCCUGGCCGAGGAAGAAACAACGGAAUUCUACCAAACGGCACCUGAGGACGAUUUCGAAGAAAUGGAAAAACUGAUCGAGAAACAAAUGAUCCGUGAAGGUUUCGACCCGCAUUCAAAACCCCCCGCUCCCCGACCCACCCCGCGCGAAUUCAUGAAAGAAAAGGAGAAGUUUUUCGCUUUGCAGGAGAAGAUCGACCAACAACUUGACGAGCUGGUGGAACCUCUUACGCCCGAACCGUAUGAAGACUUGGCGAAUUUGGGAUUCCUAGAAGAGGAGGAGCUGGAGAAGGCGCUCAGUCCCGUCGAACGUCGGCUGGAGGACAUGAAACAUAUUUACCAUGAUUGGCUGACGGCGGCCCCCGCCAUGGAGGGCGUCCCUGUGGUGGUGCCCCACCACACCAUCGAUCCACGGCGACGUCACUUCGAUCCUAAGGAUUUCCCCAACGUGACGGAAAAACCCGAUUUCCACGAGUACGAGUACGAUAUUGACUGGGAGUCGUGGUAUCCACCACCCAAGCCCAAGGAGAAACCCCCAAGUGACCCGAGGGCCGACUUCCCACUUUCACCAAUACCAACCAUGGAGGAAUUCACCGUCAUACCACAAUCACCAACGGAGGUUUUGUCCAAGUACUCCCCCGAUCACUUCAAGUUUAAAUACGAAGAACCAGAGAUCAAGUACGAGGAAAUGAGACCAGUUAGCACAGUCGAAGGCGAAUUGUCGCCAAAACACCCCGAAGAAUAUUACAAGCAGUUUGUACCUCCGACCUACUACGAUGAGUUGUUCCAAACUGUUGUCCCGCCCCAGGCUGGGGAAGAGUCACCCCCAGCCCACCUGGCAUCGCCGGUAUCCCCUCCCGGCAGUCCCCCAAUCAAUUUAUUCGAACUUAAGAAAAAACUAAUACUGUCAGCUAGAGAGGGUAGAACACCAACAAGACAAAUCCCAACGAGGAGGGACAGGUUAGCCGACAUUCAGACUUCCAGCCGCAUGUCGGCCAUUUACCCCCGGAGCCCGCAAGUCCGGACGUAUGGUCGCGCUCCGGGUCAACGAAUAUCACAAAUCGCCGAACGGGCGGAACCGGCUCACGAACCACAACAAAUAGACAGAUAUGUCCAUGUUAGUCCGGAAAAAGUCGUUCCGGAUGUGUUUGAUUUGCCACCGGUGUACGAGUUGGGCACGGAAACGCCUCCCGGUUUGAUUUUCGAUCAAGAGGACUAUUCGCCGGAAGCAGUGACACCGGACAUGCUAGAGCACCGCAUCGCCGUAUUCAGCGAGAAACCACGAGCUGAUAAAUUCAAAAAGCGUCGCUUUCAACCACGAUUGGCUACAGUCAGUAACGUGGUGGAGGAACAAGGCGGGCCCGAAGAGUGGGAACAAUACGCCGAUAUUUCGGCAAAAGCGGGAGAUUUUGAUUUUGUUACGGCCGAACAGUACAAGCAGAGGCGACAGAGAAGGGUUCCCGGGACGCCGCCGUUGGAGGACGACGAAGAAAUUGAAAGGUUUAAGAGGGAGCGCCGUUUGCAAAAGAGGCUACCUGCGGUCGGUUCCCCCGUCGAUUACCCCCCGAGUCCGUUAACGCGCCGUCCGGCCCCGGAGUCCCCUGGCCGCUUUGGCCCACGACGUAGAACCCUCAGAAGGAGGCUCAAAAAGCGCAGAUUGGACUUUACUGAGCCACAAUCAGAUCCGGAUGAGAACCACGUGGAAGUGACCGAAGUUGCGACUGAAGUGGUGGACGAUGGAGAAGAACGCGAGUUGUUUAUGGAGAAUGACGAAAUUGAUGCGCUUUUAGCCGGUGGUGGUUUGCCGCGUGAAAUGGAGUUGGAACAAUGGUUCGACUGGUUGUACGGACCGAAGGGACCUCCAAAGUCACCCAAAACCCCAGAAAGAGAUAUUAUUGACGAGGUUGCUGAACCAUUCGCUGAAGAACUUCCAGAUUUUUCGCCGGUUUCGCCGUUGAGGGAAUACGGAGUGAUUGAGGAGACGAUGGCUAAAGCGAAAGCCGCCCCCAUUCAUGAUGUGAGACGCUACAGGGACGUGCAUCCGCCGCGCAAUAAACCUCGUAUUCUGCCGCGAUUGGUCGAAGAUCCGAUUGAAGAACAAGGAGCAAUGUUUGAAGAGCAAAUGGAACAAGAGAUCCAGUCUGAACUGCAGCAAUACAGGCUUCAGGAACAGGAGCGAGAGAGGGCGGAACAGGAGGAGGCCAUUCAGCGACUAACUGUAUUGGAUGAGCCGGUUCCCGCCGGUCUCCCCUCCCCUAUGAGGCCACCAAUCGUGCAAACCCCACCAGCGCCUCGUAAGAGAGCACAACCAGUAAGACGCGAGGCGUCCCCUCCACGUCUUCCUCGACAAAUACGAGACGUUUUGGACGUGGAAGAAAUGCCCGAGCUUGUCUCGCCUCGAACUCCUGAUUUGUGGGUUCCUGGAACCACGCCUCCAAGAACUCCAACUCCGCCCUAUUCACCACCGAAAAUUACCGAACUUGUGGCUGAUGCACCAGGAGAUGAGGGACUGGAAACGGAGGAGUUUCCGGGUGAUUAUCAAACACCGCCACGGACUCCAAGACAAGGCAUUCACUUCCGGAAAGUGACUCCUGAGCCGAGACGUCGCGUCAGAGGUUCGCCUGAAGUAGAGGCGUUGUUCCAACUACCCGAGUAUCAAGACCAACCAAGGUCGCUACUACAAAGAUACGCUGAUUGGCAGGAAACGGCACGAACCGCUCGGAGUUUGGAGGAAGUUGAGGCACGGUUUAAAUUCCCCGAUCUUCGUUAUGAAAGUAUGGUCGACCCGGCAGCUUUGGGGCACUUUGAAGCGGUUCAAAGACGAAAAGAAGCCGAGAGAGCAAGAGCAGAAGCCGAGGCAAGAGCUCGAGCUGCAGCCGAACGUAAAAGAAAAGCUGAAGAAGCAGCCAAAGCCAAAGCUCAAGCCAAAGCCAAGGGCAAAACCGUCAGAGGUCGAACCUCCAAAACCAGGUUCGAAUACACGCAAACGACUCGAGAAAAGGCAAAGAAAGAACCAGUUGUCACAAAGACACCUUCGAGGAGAAGAGUCCAGCGGGAGCAGCCUCCCCAGUUAAAACCAGUCGAACGCGUGGUUCCACGUGACAAAAGGUCCCGCCCUUGGGCCGAAUCUAGGAAGAAGAUGACGAAGGAAUUCGAGACUCCGGGCCGAUCCCGCACUUCAAUUCGCGGACAACCGUCCACAUCUCGCGCUAAAUCGGCCCCGGAAAGAGCGUCGCAACGCCCGUCGUCCACAUCCGUGCGUCAGCGUCCAUCAGCACCGGACGUGUCCGCAGACAGAGCGACAGCUCGGCAACAAAGACCCAAACCCUGGAAAGAACCCGUGCGGAGACCAUCGCAAACAUCCGCCACGCGACGACCGCCGCCCACUGUAAGAAGAGCAUCGGGGGCGGCAGCCGGUGCACAACCGCCCCCAGGUCUCGCCCGCCCCGUGGACCGCGCGGUGGCGCGGGCAAAUCGGCCGCGACCGUGGGCCCAAGGCCCCCAACGGCCCCCACGACCGGGGUCGAGCACUUCAGUGCAAUCGCAACCGGGCACUUCUGUACGUUCGCAAACUUCGGUUCAGUCGGUAAAGUCCCGGUCGUCAGUAUCGACGGUUCGGUCGUUGCGUUCGGAAAUGGACCGAGCUAGAGCGAGGUAUAAUCGGGGGCUCAAGGAGGCGGAUAAAUACGCCACAGGCAUAGAGUCAGUGCCCAGACCCAAACGGCCCAAGCCCCCAGCGGAAGGAACGCGUGGGGGGGCUCGGGAGGCGCGGGCCCGCCCGUGGGCGGAACGUCCGCCGAAGGCGCCGCCCCGGGAGGGGCCCAGACCGCCCCCGAGAGGGCCGUUCCGGAGGCAACCACCGCCUGUGCAGGCCCCGAGACGGCGGAAAAUCCAAGCCGUCUCGAAGAUUGAUACGGGGAGGCGGCGGCCGAGUCAAGUGGUGGAGUACGACGCUGAAGCGUUGCAGGAUUUGGGGUUGACGGUGCGCGAUUUGCAAGAGAUGUAUCUGGAUGAUGAAGGAAUGUUGGGGUACGACAGUUUUGAGAUGCGGGGGCUGUUUGAUGAAGCGACGAGGUAUCUGGACGAGGAAGAAGAUGUUGGUUACAUGGUUGAGGAUAUGGAGAGUAGGGGUUACGAAGACGAGUGGGAGGAUCUGGAGGCGGAGUAUGGGUAUGAAGGGGAGGUUCCGCUCCCGGAGUAUGAGACUCAGCUGGAAAUGAGCGAAUAUUACGACGAGGAUCAGGGAGAAGUUACCAAGACUUUGACGAUUGCGAGGCAAGAGGUUUCGCCGAAUCAGGAUGACUAUAGUGGAAAUGUGACUGUUUUAACAGUUGAGGCAUCGAUGGGAUAAGAAAUUGUGAUAUUUAUAUAAAAUUUUACAAAUGUAUUGUGUCUGAUUUUUCAACUUUGGAGGGCGAAAUAAAGUAGUGUGUAAGAAAAAACGAGUGUUUUAUUUAUAAAAUCAAGGCUUACUGGCAAUUUUUUGACAUUUGCCAAACUGACAAUCAAAAUUCUUGUUUCGGACCUCAAGUCAAAAUUAAAAGUAUGGAUAACCCACAAAGAUUUAACGCUAGGACAGAACCUUGGGACGAAGGAACGGCACGGAAGCAGCAGGCGGCUGUUCAGUAUGCGGCAAUAAUGGAUCGUCCGGUUAACUUAAAGCGAAGACAAGCAAGAUAUCAGUACUAUAACAAGUACGACGACGAUUUUGGAGGCGAGGAAGAGUUUGCUCCUGAACCCCCACAUAAAGACUAUCACCCCAAACCUCGAAAAGUUGAAAAGGACCCGGUUCUCGAGUACCAGAUGGCCGAUUUGGAGGAAUUGGGGCUAACUCAAUGCAGGAUACCUCGAGCACGGAAACAACACAAGGAAUAUCCUGUUUAUGCGGAAGUUGACCACCAGUGUAGCGAGGCAUACGAUCCUUACGAGCAUCCCAGUUAUGGAAGUACACGAGUGGCUCGUAAGGCCCGGCCUGGAAGUACAGCAAGUCCGAGAAGAGGAGUACCUCUGAUUGAACCAGGUGAAACGGUUCGGGUGCUUUCGGUUACACCGGAAAUUGAUGAACCGAUACAAGUGAGGAAAGCGGCGUUUCUACGAGCGGAGGAUCCACUUUGUUGUUAAAAGUAUUUCAUAUUCAAAUAAAUUCAUUAAGAUGA